UCCUCUCUACACCUCCUACACCUCCUCCUCCUGCUCUUAUAUUUCGUAAUCUGACAGAGUUGCGGAUGUGCAGAGAAGAAGAGACGGAGGAUUAUUUCCAGAGAGGGACGAGGAGGAGAAGGAGCCGCGGAGCACACACACCUGAUCCCGACGGUCUACGGGAGCAGCGGGACCCGGUUCAGGAGGUCCGGGAGGUCCAGGAGGUCCGGGAGGUCCAGGAGGUCAGGGGGGUGGUGGGAGGAGAGACUGGACUGGACUGGAAGGCUUCUCGGUAUGAGCCGGUCCAUCCCGGGACCAGCUGGGAGGACCGGUGCCAGCGCUCCACCGGCGACCCGCCCCGGUCUAAGAUGCACCGGCACCGGCGCGGCUCGACUCUAACCCGGGACCAGGAACCAGACUCCAGACCAGCCCAGAGAAAGCACGAGGUUCACGACCACGGGACGGACCGGGAGGAAGGACCCGGGAUCAGAGAGCGGUGCGCCCCUGGGACGCGUAAAGAGCCGCAGAGGGAGGAGAGGUCCACGGUGAUGCUGCUCCGGUUCCCGGUUCUCUCCGCUCUCCUCGUCCUGCUUCUGGCCGCGGGGCGCUGCACGGCGGCGGCGGCCCUUCUCCGGGGCUCCGGGACCCGGACCGGGGCUCUGGAGGAGGUCGGCCGGUACCCGCGGUCCAGGACGGAGAUGCUCACCGGACACGGAGUGAAGGGAGGCCCGGAGAGGGGGGGCCGCCCCCACCACGGACUGGAUCUUCAUGCGCGACACAAAGAGAAAUUCAUCCGACACCUGACAGGUCCUCUCUACAUCGACCCCAAGUGCAGGAAACAGUUCCACAGACUCUACCACAGCACCAGGGACUGCACCGUACCGGCCUUUUAUAAACGAUGUGCUCGUCUGCUGACCCAACUGGCCAAGAGCCCUCGCUGCUCCAACAGAUAAACACUUGGUUGGAGAGGUUCUAGUUGAAAUUCGAAAACCAGUGGAACAUCUAGAACCUCCUGGUUCGGUUCUCUUCCUGGGACAGGACGGGACGGAGACGUGUUGCCACGACAACAGAGCUGACGAGAGGGGAGGGGCACGGACGAUGCUGCAGAUGAAGGAGUCCUGUUUCAGCUGGUGGAGGACAGGACACAGUCUGUCUCUGAAGUUUUGUCUCUGGAUCUGGAUCUGGAUCUAGAUCUGGACUGGAUCUGGACUGGAUCUGGAUCUAGAUCUGGACUGGAUCUGGACGGACUGUCUUUCUAGAGUCGUCCCGCAGCACAAACUCAGUGUUUUUGUUUUCUUAAAUUGAAGCUGCAGAACAAAACGAAACGAAUGGAUCUGAAGUAUUUAUGGUGUUGAAUAAAGACGCUGAUGUACAUGAAGACAUGAAGAGACUAAAGACACGUGGAGACUAGAGACAUAUGGAGACUACAGUAGAGACGAUGAUGAAGACAGGUGGAGAACAGAAUGAAGAUGUUGAUGUACAUAAAGACACGUAGCGACUAGAAUAAAGACACGUUUCUAUUUUCCCCAGAA
Molecule: messenger RNA, 1511 nt
Organism: Mugil cephalus (flathead mullet)
Lineage: Eukaryota; Metazoa; Chordata; Actinopteri; Mugiliformes; Mugilidae
Gene: alkal2b
Product: ALK and LTK ligand 2b
Exons: 6
Coding region: 66-932 (288 amino acids)
Biological process (GO): positive regulation of ERK5 cascade; positive regulation of ERK1 and ERK2 cascade
Molecular function (GO): receptor tyrosine kinase binding; receptor signaling protein tyrosine kinase activator activity
Source: RefSeq, a predicted model, not a curated record